AUGCAGCCUUCCACGAGGCCAUUGACUCACCAGCGUUCUCCCAUGUCGAGCUCCGCAUCCUCGGCCCUCACCGGCCGCCAGUCCCACGCCCGAACCAACUCGCACUCGCACUCCCUCCUCGCCGGUGCCCUCAAUCCGACACACCGAAUAACUCGCCGAAAAUCAAUCACCACCCCGGGCGCCAAUGUCGCUGCUCUGGCGGCCGCAAUUCGAGAGACUGAGCAGGGCGGCGCCAUUCCGAUUACAAGCGGGGGAAGGCGGAACACCAUCACCAAGCACACCACCGUCCGGGCUGGCCUGGUUGACAGCCUGCCCUCACCGCCCGCCAGCCUGCCCAACAAGUCAGCGCUGCUGGAUGCGAAGCGAGAAGCCCAGGAGAGCGCCAUCGACGACGAUUCCAACGAGCUUUCGAGCGACGAGGCGGCCGCCAAAUUCGACCAAACCCGCAUAAGACGAGCCAGUGACGGUCAACCUCUCACCAAGGAUGGCAAGAAGAGCAACCGCGUAGAGGUUCGCUGCGAAACUUGCGGCAAAGGCUACAAGCACAGCAGCUGUUUGACGAAGCACCUAUGGGAACACACCCCUGAGUGGUCCUACACCUCCAAGUUGCUCAUCUCAAAGCACCAACAGGUACAGCUGCUUGAAGCCGCAUCUGUUUUGGUCGCAAUGAACGGCAACCCCGACGAGAGAUCAGUCACUCCUCCAGACUCUGCCAGGGACUUUGCGAGCGAGCCAGAGACGGCAUUGCCCGCUGCUUCAGGCUACUCGGAGCAGGCUGAUGGUCGGAGCUCCGCUGAUACUACCCCACCGCCGACUGCCGAGGACGGCCCUACUUUUGAUACCACCGCUUAUCGUGAGAAGCGCUUCAGCUCUGGCAGCAUCUUCUCACGAAGCUUCCAAUCCCCGCAGCCGCAAAACCCUCUCCUUCGCGGCAGCAUUCCCAACCUAAACGGAUUCGACCACGUUCGCAGUGGUAGCAUCGAUCUGCAGCCCGAUGCUAUGAUUGGUGAGGACGACCAUGAGUUGGCCGCCGCUGUCGAGCUGUUGAGCUGCAGCUUUGGCAGCAACAAUGGCUCGCGAAACGUUGUAACAACAGUUGCUGAGGACGCACCACCUGUGCCCCCCGUCCCAGCCCAAUUCCUGGACCAAGCUGCAUCCUUUGUAAGCACCGGCUUCAUCAACAGCUUCCCUAGCAGACAGCCAGAAAGCUUCACCCGUGGUGAGAUGCGCCGCGGAAGUGAAGAUGUCAAGAUGGAGGACAGCGAAGACGAUUUCGACAUGCGGUCUCGCGCCCGCAGCGACGAAGAUGACGACGGAGUUUUUGGCCGCAUGGAGGACAUUCUACUACCUACUGCUACAACCACUCCGACUCUGUCCUCUUUCUUCCCUCUCUUGAACAGAACAAAGAUGCCGACGUUACGGCGAGCGCACAGAGGCGAGGCUGCACGGGCAGCGCCCGGAAACGAGGUCGCGGAGGAUUUGAUUGAUGAUACGGUCACACCGGAGAAGCCAAGAGACGGCAAGGCUGUCGCAAAGACAACACCGAAGCGUCGCGGUGGCGCUGAUGAGGUCGAUGAUGUUGUCGCCACUACUCCCGCAAAGGAUGGAGAGACAAAGGCGGCGCGCUCGGCUAGGAUCCCCUCGUUGGUGGUAUUCCCGCUCGUGGCGGGUAUUAGCUUCAUCACGGCGAGUCUCGGGUACAGCGUGGUGGCUGAAUUGACAAACCGGGAGUUGGCGACGGUGAGCCGAAGCCAGGAGACGCCAGAGGAGAUUUAUAUUCUUGCUGGCUGGAGGGUGUUUGAGCUUGCGCUGAGUUGGUUCGGCGGACUGGACGGUUUGGAUGUUGCGAUGAUGGAUUUCCUGUCCCAUGGACCGGCGAUCUACCUCUUGUUCGCAUUUUACAACCUCAGCCCACAAACCGCCAUUGCUGCCCUCGCCGUGGACGUCGUCUCUGCGUCGGUCCCCUUUUCUCUUCUGCGACCUUUUUCGGCAGUCCACAAUCCAUCUUCGAAGCUGCCUAACCGCGAGCUCAUUGGAUUCCCUCAGCAGCUGCUCACCACGGGCCUCUCAACGAGCAUAUACACCGUCAUCCUGGCUCUGUCGCUGCGAUUCCUGCUGCCCAAGAUCUUUGUCCUGCACUUUGCAGGCAUCCGCAGCCUCGAAUCUGCAUACGCGGCGUCUUACGCUACUGUGCUGCCCGUGACGCUGCUUUUCGGCGCCGCUGCAAGUACCUUCAUUUUCCCGCCGUUUGCCACAGCUGGCAAGACAAAGGAAGACGAACGUGUCAUCAACUUCGACCCCGUUGAGGCCAGUCUUGGAGAGACUGUGUGGUGGAACUUCUUUGGUUAUACGACCAAGGCCAAGGUUGCCAUUUUACGCACAGCGAUGACUCUACUGGUCACGGGAGUCAACACGUACCUCUCUUGCGCCAUGACCAUUCCUGGCGUUGAGCAGACCGGGGCUGCUGCAUAUGCCGCGGUGUGGGUGUUUGCGGCUCUAUGCACAGGCCUAGGCCUGGGAUUCGUGGGACGCGAUUAG
Molecule: messenger RNA, 2538 nt
Organism: Trichoderma gamsii
Lineage: Eukaryota; Fungi; Ascomycota; Sordariomycetes; Hypocreales; Hypocreaceae
Exons: 5
Coding region: 1-2538 (845 amino acids)
Source: RefSeq, a predicted model, not a curated record